This is a messenger RNA of Oryza brachyantha (malo sina), 1537 nucleotides long. Its product is annotated as guanylyl cyclase 1. The transcript has 9 exons. The record is from RefSeq and is a predicted model, not a curated record. NCBI's taxonomy places the organism in Eukaryota, Viridiplantae, Streptophyta, Magnoliopsida, Poales, Poaceae. Bases 363 to 1175 code for a protein of 270 amino acids.
GGGGGGGGGGGGGGGGACCCGCGUUUCUUAAAGGCGCCGCGCUCCGGCGCAGCUCCCACAUCCCACCGAUUCUUCUGGUGACGCGGCCCCCCCGUUCUCUCUCUCUUUUUUUUAAUAAUCCACCACGCAGCAACGCGAAGCCCAAUCAUUCCCAGCGUCGCCGCGAACGCGCGAUUGUUCCAGCAUCCUCCUCUUCCGUCCUUCUUCUCCUUCUCUUUCUCCUCCCCACCGGCGCGCGCCGAGCACUGCUGGGCUUGGGUUCUGCUUGGCUUGGCUUGCCCCCCUUCUGCUGCUCCGGCGAGAAAGCGAGGUCGGGACUCCUGGCGCCGCGCGCGGCGGGCGAGGGGUCGGUUGAUGGUGCCAUGUGGCCCCUCGGGUUCUUCUCCGAGAGGCUGUUCAAGGUUGUCGGGGAGGGGGACGGCGGCGAGGGGGCGGAGGACUCGCCGCCGCCCACUGACGGCCGUGUCCCUCUAGCACGCCGGUCGUACUACGUCAAUGUUCCGCAUGUGCAGCAGGCGUUCACAUGGGACUGCGGCCUCGCUUGCGUGCUCAUGGUAUUGAGGACUCUCGGGAUUGAUUGCUGUGACGGCAUUGCCGAUCUCGAGAAGCUCUGCCGCACCACGAGCAUAUGGACAGUUGACUUGGCAUAUCUGUUAAACAAGUUUUCAGUUUGUUUUUCUUUCUUCACUGUGACUCUAGGAGCAAAUCCGCAAUAUUCUGCUGAAACUUUUUAUAGGGAGCAAUUGCAAGAAGACAUUGAUAGAGUGGAUGAGCUGUUUGGCAAAGCGUUUGAAGCUGGAAUUACUAUUCAAUGCAGAUCCAUCAGUGCAUAUGAUAUAGCUUUUCUACUCUUAUCCGGGCAAUGCAUUGCUAUCGCACUAGUGGACAAAACAAAACUAAAUUCCUCAUGGAUGAAUGAUCUACAAGAUAUGCAACAGUUCAGUGAGGAUUCAGAUUAUAUGGGGCAUUAUGUUGUAAUAUGUGGGUACGAUGCUGAUGCUUGUGAAUUUGAGAUAAGGGACCCCGCCAGUUCAAGACAGCGUGAAAGGGUGUCAAUGAAGAGCUUAGAUCAGGCCCGCAAGUCCUUUGGAACAGAUGAAGAUAUUAUUUUGGUUUCUUUAACUGGAAAAAAUGGAAUGAAGCUAUCGCGUAAACUCCUAGUCGGCUCCUUGUGAAAUCCUUGCCAGCUCCCUAGUUCUAUGUGUAUAUCUUAUUAUCUUGUACAUGCCACUGUAGUUAUGAUUGUCAUUAAAGUCCUGUAUGUAGUUCGCGAUCAUUCUUAUAUCUAUAGGAACUGUGAGCUAGUGAAGUGCCCAGUUAGGUUUGUUAGCUCAUGGCUUACUCUACACUGAAGCUGCAAAGGACGCAGCAGCAAAAAUGCUCGGCAAGAACUGCUCUUAUAAGCAAGAGCAGCUUCUGUAGCGAGCAAAAGUCAUACCAUCGUUGCCUGGCAGAGAUGUAUCAUAUGUAAAUAUAUCCUUACAUAUCGUGCCCAUGUGUAUCCUGAUGCUUGAAUCCUCUGCUGAAAAUUACAAAC